AUGCUUCAAGCCUUCCCCAAUGCACGUCGCCAGUUCACGCUAGAGCUCUGGCUUUGUUCACGUCGGCUAUCACCUUCAUUCACGGGUGAUCGACACGUGCAAAAGACGCAUGUGACUCGAUCUCGGGACUCCGUUGCCGGUGCCGGAAUGGAUCUUCGUCCACCGCUAGAUCGAGGUUUGCUGGCUAUGCGGCACAUGGCCACGGGGCUGGCCGGAUGGAAUGGUCCGUCGCUUAGCGGGUUCCGAGCUGCCAUGGGGAUUCUCGUUCAAGGGUCCAUUCGAGCUGAGCUGUCGGCCGCUCGGAUAUAG
Molecule: messenger RNA, 309 nt
Organism: Penicillium psychrosexuale
Lineage: Eukaryota; Fungi; Ascomycota; Eurotiomycetes; Eurotiales; Aspergillaceae
Exons: 2
Coding region: 1-309 (102 amino acids)
Source: RefSeq, a predicted model, not a curated record